CUAUUCUCUUCUCUUCUCAAAAACAAUUGGUUGGUUUAUUUUAUGUAUAUAUUUAAACUUUUUCAGGGUGAGAAAUGACUGCGUUUUUUAGAGACUUUGUCCCCUCUACAUCUUCUUCUUCCUCUUCUAUUGCCUUUCCCUGCGGCACUCGAUCUCCUUUUCUUGUCGUUGUUUUUAAUUUCUUUCAAAAAAUUAAAACAAAAGAAAAGAAAACCCUUUCUCUCCCUGUAGCAAUUCAAAUAAUUUUAUUUCAUCGAGCCCUGGAGAGCCCUUGCCUUUCCCUUUCUUUUUCCUCUUCUUUAUAGUUUUCAUCACUCACUUCCCUUAAAAUAAACAAACCCCCAUAAACAGUUUUUAAUCUAAACUCAUAGUUUAUUUUAUAAUUUUUUUUAUAAAAUAUUGUUUUUAAUCCUUUGUUUUUCCUUGUUUUCUGUUGUCUUUUGAUGCUGGCAUGGCAGGUCUUGAUUUAGGCACUGCUUCGCGCUAUGUUCAUCAGCUUCACAGACCGGACCUUCACCUCCAACACCGACCUGAAACUGAUGACCACGAAGCUUCAAACAAUCGUGUUGGUGGUGGAGGAGGUGGUGCUCACUAUGGCUCAGCUGACCAUCACCAAGACGAUGGCUCUCACCAAGCCCUGGACUUGGUCAACGCAGCCAACUCAGGUCCUGGUGACCUUGUAGCUCGUCGGCCAAGAGGUCGUCCUCCAGGUUCCAAGAACAAACCAAAGCCUCCAGUCAUCAUCACACGGGAGAGUGCAAACACGCUCCGAGCUCACAUUCUUGAAGUUGGGAGCGGCUGUGAUGUGUUUGACUGUGUUGCAAACUACGCUCGGAGAAGGCAAAGAGGAAUCUGUAUACUGAGUGGGAGUGGUACCGUGACCAACGUGAGCAUCAGGCAACCAGCUGCAGCUGGAGCUGUGGUUACUCUUCAUGGAAGAUUUGAAAUAUUAUCACUUUCAGGUUCAUUUUUGCCACCACCAGCUCCUCCUGGUGCCACCAGUUUGACAAUCUUUUUGGCUGGCGGGCAAGGCCAAGUUGUAGGAGGAAGUGUGGUUGGGGAACUGAUGGCGGCAGGACCUGUUAUUGUCAUAGCUGCAUCGUUUACAAAUGUGGCCUAUGAGAGGCUGCCCUUGGAAGAGGAUGACCAGCUGCAGAUGCAAAGUGGCGGCGGCGGAAGCGGUGGAGGUGGUGCUGGAAAUAACAUGUUUGCUGAUGCUGGAGCUGGCACAGGGGGUUUGCCUUUCUUUAAUUUGCCUCUCAAUAUGCCGCCUAAUGUCCAGUUACCCGUUGAAGGAUGGCCAGGAAACUCAGGUGGUAGGCCUCCGUUUUGAGAGAUUUGGGUGGGAAUAUGAGGUUUGGAUAGAAAAAUCAAGCUCUGUUGAGAAGCAGUUUGCAUUGGUGGAAACGGGAUUCUUGGAUCAUAAAGGUCAGGAAAUUCAUGGACUAGUUAUCUUCAUCAUCAUUAUCAUCAUGCUUCUUCUUCUUUUUCUUCUUCCACUU
This is a messenger RNA of Durio zibethinus, 1502 nucleotides long. The record is from RefSeq and is a predicted model, not a curated record. NCBI's taxonomy places the organism in Eukaryota, Viridiplantae, Streptophyta, Magnoliopsida, Malvales, Malvaceae.